Messenger RNA from Durotheca rogersii, 1605 nucleotides. Its product is annotated as hexaprenyl pyrophosphate synthase. The record is from RefSeq and is a predicted model, not a curated record. Gene Ontology annotation, molecular function: prenyltransferase activity. Gene Ontology annotation, biological process: ubiquinone biosynthetic process; isoprenoid biosynthetic process. Gene Ontology annotation, cellular component: transferase complex. The transcript is spliced from 2 exons. NCBI's taxonomy places the organism in Eukaryota, Fungi, Ascomycota, Sordariomycetes, Xylariales, Xylariaceae. Bases 116 to 1474 code for a protein of 452 amino acids.
CAAACCCUCGACCCCGAGCUUCCGUACUGCCAAUGCUGCGGCUACCUGCUCCGUGACUCCCCUAGACCAAUCGGGCCCUUGGAAUCUCCCUCCCAGGACCGGCACUCCGGACGCAAUGCAGCUUCGAGUGGGGGCCUCGAGGUUCCCCAGAACGCGCGCAAUAGCCGGUCGAUCUUCGGUUCUCUCUCUGUGCUCGGAUUCCCGUUGGCUAGCGACAUCCCCGGGCACAAGGAUACGCACACCCAGGGCCCAGUACCACAGCAGUCCCAGACGACCUUCAGCAUGGGCGGCGGCGGUCUCGGUGGCCUCGAAUAUGGUCUCGAACGCGGUCUCACGAGCGACGAAAUCUGAGCUGCCCAUCGACCCACUGCGGAUCGUUGCAAAGGAGAUGAAGCACUUGACGGGCAACAUUCGACAGCUCCUCGGUUCGGGCCACCCUUCCCUAGACCGAGUCGCAAAGUACUACACCCAGUCCGAGGGGAAGCAUGUGCGGCCGUUGAUCGUCCUGCUCAUGUCGAGAGCGACGUCACUCUGUCCCAAGGCCCCGGAAUCUGCGCCUGCACAGACAAUCCAGACGAUCGAUUCCUCGAUAUCCCCACUCAGCGUCCUUUCCGAUGCCAAUCCCUCGUCGGCCCAUCCAAGUUUCUCCUCAGAACCAGAGUCCACCGAGAGCGACGUUCUCCCCUCGCAGCGCCGGCUGGCCGAGAUCACCGAGCUGAUCCACACCGCCUCGCUUCUCCACGACGAUGUUAUAGACCAUUCCGUGUCGCGGCGGGGGUCGCCGUCCGCGAAUUUCGAGUUUGGCAAUAAGAUGGCAGUCUUGGCCGGGGACUUUCUAUUAGGAAGGGCAUCUGUCGCCCUAGCGCGGCUACGCAAUGCCGAAGUGGUCGAACUGUUAGCCACGGUUAUCGCUAACCUGGUCGAGGGCGAAUUUAUGCAGCUAAAAAAUACCGCACGCGACGAGCGAAAUCCGAAAUGGUCCGAGGACAUAUUCACGUAUUAUCUACAAAAAACAUACCUUAAGACGGCAAGCUUGAUCUCCAAAUCAUGUCGGGCGGCUGCGCUGCUCGGUCGGACGGACGCUGCCACGGUCGAGGCUGCUUAUUCUUACGGUAGGAAUUUAGGCCUGGCAUUCCAAUUAGUAGAUGAUAUGCUUGAUUACACCGUGUCAGCGAAGGAUUUAGGAAAGCCUUCCGGGGCAGACUUAACAUUAGGUCUCGCGACUGCGCCCUUGUUGUUUGCGUGGAAGACGACGCCGGAAUUGGGGACGCUGGUGGGAAGGAAAUUCGGAGGAGAGGGGGACGUAGCCAGGGCCCGCGAAUUAGUGUAUCAAAGCGAUGGAAUUGAGCAAACGAGAGUACUGGCGGAAGACUACUCACACCGAGCCAUCGCAGCUCUCGACACAUUUCCGGAUAGCGAGGCAAAGAGCGGCCUUGUGGAGAUGGCGACGAACACAUUAAGACGAAGGAAGUAAUACCAUUUAGACCUAUAUUUCCACUCGCAGCACACGGGCAGGAGGUUUCAUACGCUACAUGCCACCUUGCCGCGAUGUGGCCUGUGUGGCACACCGCAGAGGACCAGCCUUGGUGUAUCAAUUACCUAUGU